AUGGGUAAUUUAAUGGUAUGUAAUUAUACUGUGGCCAAUUUUUAACACCAAUACUAACUUAAAAUUUCCAUAGUCAAGAUUAUUUAAAAACCGUGAGAUGAGAAUUUUAAUGUUAGGUUUAGAUAAUGCUGGUAAAACUACAAUAUUAUAUAAAUUAAAAUUGGGCAAAACUUCAAAAACAGUACCAACUGUUGGUUUUAACGUUGAAACAGUUAAACAUAAAAACGUAUCAUUUGCAGUUUGGGAUUGUGGUGGACAAGAAAGAAUUAGACCUUUAUGGAGACAUUAUUUUACUGGUACAAAUGCAUUAAUUUAUGUUGUUGACUCAUCAGAUUCAAAUAGAUUAGAAGAAUCAAAAAAUGAAUUAUUUAGAAUUAUAUCUGAUAAAGAAUUAAAUAAUUGUUUAUUAGUUGUAUUGGCAAAUAAACAAGAUGUUGAAGGCGCAGUAAAACCAAAAGAAUUGAUUGAAAUUUUUCAAUUAAAUAAAUUAACUGGUGAUCAUACAUGGUCUGUUAUACCAACUAUUGCAAUUGAUGGUACUGGUUUAGUUGAAACAUUGAACUGGAUCUCAUCACAUUCAAAAUAG
Messenger RNA from Insectozyma verbasci, 586 nucleotides. The record is from the annotation of a GenBank genome assembly. NCBI's taxonomy places the organism in Eukaryota, Fungi, Ascomycota, Pichiomycetes, Serinales, Debaryomycetaceae.